Messenger RNA from Aspergillus homomorphus CBS 101889, 1461 nucleotides. Its product is annotated as putative MFS transporter. Gene Ontology annotation, cellular component: membrane. Bases 1 to 1461 code for a protein of 486 amino acids. Gene Ontology annotation, molecular function: transmembrane transporter activity. The record is from RefSeq and is a predicted model, not a curated record. NCBI's taxonomy places the organism in Eukaryota, Fungi, Ascomycota, Eurotiomycetes, Eurotiales, Aspergillaceae. Gene Ontology annotation, biological process: transmembrane transport. The transcript has 5 exons.
AUGUCUGACCACAUCGAGUUUGUCGCUUCUGAUAGCAAAGUGGCGGAAGAUGUUGAAUUCUCUCAUACCGCGCCAAUUCUCGAGGAAGAGAGUACCAGACAGUUGCUGCGCAAGAUCGAUAUGCGCUUGAUGCCGGUUAUGUGCUUUACCUAUGCCCUCCAGUACUACGACAAGGCGCUGCUCAGUCAAGCUGCGAUCUUCGGCUUGCGAGAUGAGCUCGGAAUUCAAGAUGGCCUAGAGUAUUCGUGGGUGUCAUUGAUCUUCUACUUUGGCUAUAUCACCGGAUGUUACCCAAUCUCCUGGCUCUCACAAAGAUUUUCCAUCCGCAGGGUCUGCCCCACAAUUUGCUUCCUCUGGGCAGUUGUUGUCCUCUGCACCCCCGCGUGCACAAGCUACGGUGGCAUGCUUGCUAAUCGCUUCAUGCUCGGUCUGAUCGAGAGUGGUGUCUCGCCCGCAUUCAUGCUCUGCACUGGAAUGUGGUAUACUCAUUCCGAGCAGGUCCUCCGCUCGUCACUCUGGUACUCCUUCAGCGGCGGUUCAAACAUUAUUUCGCCUCUCAUCAAUUAUGGUCUGGGACAUAUCACCGGAGGGUCACUGAAUUGCUGGCAAUACAUGUACUUGAUUGCUGGACUCGCCACUCUGUUUUGGUCCAUCGCGCUGUGGUUUAUCUUCCCGGGAAGCCCGGAGGAAGCAAAGGGUUUCACAGCCGAAGAGCGCAAGCUCCUCCUCGAGCGCGUGCGGGCCAACAACGCAGGAUCCGAGAACAAACAGUUCAAGUGGUAUCAGAUGCGCGAGGCGCUUUUGUGCUACCACUUCUGGUUCAUCUUGGUCCUCUCUGCGCUGUCGAGCAUUGGUUCUGGCGCGGUGACCACCUUCGGCUCGAUCAUCUUCAACGGCAUGGGCUUCUCCACGUUCCAGUCCCUAUUACUAAAUAUGCCCAAUGGCGCGUUGGCCUUCAUUUGUAUCCUGGGGUCAGGGUACAUCGGGCAAAAGGUGCCAAAUGCAAGACUCCAUAUUGUUAGCGGAGCUUGUGUGCCAGUCAUUCUUGGGAGUUGUCUAAUCUGGCAACUUCCCUCCUCUGAGCGCGCGGCACGAAUCAUUGGCUUCUACCUCAUCAACUUCUUUUCUUCGGCUUGGGUGCAAUGUAUUGCACUAGGGACAUCAAACGUCGCCGGGCACACAAAGAAAGCCACUUUGGCAGCCGGCACGUUCAUCGGCUACGCCCUCGGAAACAUCAUUGGGCCCUUGACAUUCAAUGCAAAGGAUGCCCCCCGCUACGACCCGGGCUUCCAAGUUACGGUUAUUUGCUUCGCGGCUUGCCUCGUCCUCGCGCAGGUAUUUAGGGCGCUGAUGAUGAUGCAGAACCAGCGGCGGAAUGGUCAAUAUGGUUUGCCUAACGCUGAAUAUGGCUUGCAAGACAUGACGGAUGGCGAGAAUAAGUCGUUUAGGUAUCCACUGUGA